Molecule: messenger RNA, 1064 nt
Organism: Euleptes europaea (tarantolino)
Lineage: Eukaryota; Metazoa; Chordata; Lepidosauria; Squamata; Sphaerodactylidae
Gene: DBX1
Product: developing brain homeobox 1
Exons: 4
Coding region: 1-1053 (350 amino acids)
Biological process (GO): cell differentiation in spinal cord; regulation of transcription by RNA polymerase II
Molecular function (GO): DNA binding; DNA-binding transcription factor activity, RNA polymerase II-specific
Source: RefSeq, a predicted model, not a curated record
AUGAUGUUCCCCAGCCUGAUCGCUCCCCCCGCGGGGUACCCCAGCCUCCUGCGGCCCACGCCCACCCUCACCUUGCCCCAGUCGCUGCAGUCCGCUUUCUCCGGCCACUCCAGCUUCUUGGUGGAAGACCUCAUCCGGAUCAGCCGGCCGGCCGCUUACCUGCCCCGGAGCGGGGGGCCCGCUCCCAGCAUGUCUCCUCCCGUCUCCGGGGCCGGGGAGGCUGACGCGGGGACCCCCGAGGGGGUCGCUUCCGCCCCUUCUGGGACUAGACGGGGUGGCUCCUCGCAGACCUCCGCCUCUUCCAGCAACGACGCCGCUUUCCUGAAGUUCGGGGUCAACGCCAUCCUGUCGUCCACGCCCAGGACAGAGACUCCCCACGCGUUGAUCCAGAACGUCCCUCCCAAGACCUUCUCUUUCCCCUACUUCGAAGGAACCUUCCAACCUUUUCUCCGAUCUUCUUAUUUCCCAGCCUCUUCUGUGGUACCCAUCCCUGGCACAUUUUCUUGGCCUCUGGCUGCCCGAGGGAAGCCACGCAGAGGAAUGCUCCGUAGGGCAGUCUUCUCAGAUGUGCAGCGCAAAGCCCUGGAGAAAAUGUUUCAGAAACAGAAAUACAUCAGCAAACCGGACAGAAAGAAGCUGGCAGCCAAGCUGGGCUUGAAAGACUCUCAGGUGAAGAUCUGGUUCCAAAACAGAAGAAUGAAGUGGAGGAACUCCAAAGAAAGAGAGCUCCUGUCCUCUGGUGGCUGCCGGGAACAAACCUUACCCACCAAGUUCAAUCCUCAUCCAGAUCUCAGCGACGUAGGCAAGAAAGGUUCUGGGGAGGAGGAAGAGGAAACAGCAUCCCACCUUUGCCCAGCCAGCCCCAGGCAUACCUUAACCUAUCAUCACCAGCCCACAGAUCACUCACACCUGAGAGAGAGGCUGGAUUCCCAGAUGCUUCCCUCUCCGACCCAUUCCUGCAGCCCCAGCAAACCCUCAGACUUCUCAGACUCAGAAGAAGAGGAGGAGGAGGAGGGAGAGGAGGAGGAGGAGGAAGAGAUCACUGUCUCAUAGAGACUUCUCUU